This is a messenger RNA of Elaeis guineensis (African oil palm), 1443 nucleotides long. RefSeq names its product protein BZR1 homolog 1. The record is from RefSeq and is a predicted model, not a curated record. Lineage: Eukaryota; Viridiplantae; Streptophyta; Magnoliopsida; Arecales; Arecaceae. Gene Ontology annotation, biological process: DNA-templated transcription; brassinosteroid mediated signaling pathway. Gene Ontology annotation, molecular function: DNA-binding transcription factor activity.
AAAGGGAGGGAUAAGAACAAACACGGAGAGCAGAGGGAGAAGAAAACAAACACUUUGGAAAGGAGAGAGAACUCCCACUCCUCUUUCCUCUUCUGGUUCACUCUAAAACGAAGGCAAACUGAGAUAGAAAGAGAGGAGAGAUUAUAGGGAUUGGGGGGGGAGAGAGGAAGAGGGAGAGGGAGCGAUGGCGUCGGGAGGAGGGAGGCUGCCGACGUGGAAGGAGAGGGAGAACAACAAGCGGAGGGAGCGGCGGCGGCGGGCCAUCGGGGCGAAGAUAUUCUACGGGCUGAGGACGCAGGGGAACUACAAGCUCCCCAAGCACUGCGACAACAACGAGGUACUGAAGGCCCUAUGCGCGGAGGCCGGGUGGGUCGUAGAGGAGGAUGGCACCACCUACCGAAGGGGAUGCAAGCCACCCCCACCACCUCUGGAUACUGCCACUGGGGGGCAAUCAACAAACAUAAGCCCUUGCUCAUCAUCCCACCAUCUGAGCCCACCCUCCUCUUCCUUUCCUAGUCCUGUCCCUUCCUACCAUGCCAGCCCAUUAUCAUCCUCCUUCCCAAGCCCCACCCGUCUCGAGAAUUCGAACCAUGCUGUGAACCCCUCCUAUCUCCUCCCUUUCCUCCGGAAACUAUCCACGCUCCCACCUCUCCGCAUCUCCAACAGCGCUCCUGUUACGCCACCACUCUCCUCUCCGACUGCCUCCCACCCGACAAAACUUAGGAAACUGGAGUGGGACUAUGCUGCAUUCCACCACCCUCAAUUUGCUGCUUCUGCCCCUGCUAGCCCCACACGUGGUUGCCGCCACGGGCACCCUGCCACCAUUCCAGAAUGUGAUGAGUCUGAUGCCUCCACUGUUGAUUAUGGCCGGUGGUUCAGCUUCCACAUGACAGCCCCAGCAUCCCCGUCCUUCAAUCUAGUCAAUCCGGUUCUGCAAAUGCCAGAGACUGUUGCAGGCGCUGGAGGAGGAGGAACGUCUGAGAGGGGACGAGGGGGCAUGGAGUUUGAAUUCGAGAAUGAAAGGGUGAAGCCUUGGGUGGGGGAGAGAAUUCAUGAGGUUGGGGUGGAGGAUCUUGAGCUCACAUUAGGAGUGGGAAGCAGCGGGUCAAAGUGAAAGAGCUCGAGACAUCUUCCCUGUAGACAUUGCAUGAUCAAAUUCAUUUUGAUGCAGUGAAAGCUCUAUCUUAUCGGCUGUUUGUAUUUUGUUCUCUUUGUAAUCUUUUUUGAUGGUUUUCUUGCCUCCAUCUUUUUUCCUGUAGCAUGGUGCUUGAAUGCAGACAGAUUUGUUCUUUCAAUAUUUAAGCCUGAAAAAUGUUAUAUGAGCUACUGGUUUUGGUGGCAAUGGCUCACCAGUAAAAUUCAUGGCUGUAAUUGAUGGUUUUGUUGCUGUCUUGUAAAUGCUAAAAGUCCAUGGGAAAUUAGAUCGUUCUUUCUUUUUUCUUA